Messenger RNA from Bacidia gigantensis, 963 nucleotides. RefSeq lists its product as uncharacterized. The record is from RefSeq and is a predicted model, not a curated record. Bases 1 to 963 code for a protein of 320 amino acids. The transcript has a single exon. Lineage: Eukaryota; Fungi; Ascomycota; Lecanoromycetes; Lecanorales; Ramalinaceae.
AUGACCAAGCAUUUCCGGAAAGAGCAUCCGGCGGAGUCGCUUGACCAUGACGAGGACGCAGACUACUCAGACGUCGAACCGUCCGAGGAUGACCCUUCUGUUGAACAGGAUGGCACAGAUUCCGGUGGCUCAGCAGACUACUUGAUUGAUUCCACGGUCAAAUUGGAACCGACGAACAAUGCAGCAGCCAGCAACUACAAUGCGAACCUCUGGCGACUGCCAGCCCAGACAGCUCAACGCUCGACCCAAGCAGCCCAUACUCAAUCAGGCGCAAACUUGGCCACUAAUCAUCAAGGCCACACAGUCAAGCUUGAGCGUUCGGCGUCUCACGCUUCACAGCGAAAUAUGACCGAUCCUGCCUUAAGUGGGCAUGUCGCCGCAGUAGGUUAUGGUGGUCGAGCCAACAUGUUACCACUUCAGAUUCCACGCUCACACGGUGAUGAUCUUGCCAUGUGGCAGGCGCAGCAGCUUCAUGAUAGUCCUCAUAGUAUCUCUUCGGAUCCGAGUUUCUCUGUGCAAGAUCUCAACAAUACGAGCCCUGUGCCAACUCAUUUCCAGCAAGUCUUGCCCAUCCGCCGACCAAGUCUCCAGCCCGUGCACGAUAUAAUCCUAGAUGAUCCCCGACAAGGACCAUAUACGCAGGAGUCUCAGCAGAACUUCAAUUCCACGCCAACCCCGCAAUACAACCAGACACCACCAGAUUUUCGUGAAGAAAUGCCGCGUACUCCUGCUCCAGGCCAACAAUUACCUCAUUUUUCCUCCGGGCUAUCCAACGCUCAGUAUCAGGAACCACAUAGUCUGCCCCUCGAGGAGUACAACAAUCCUGCUCAUAAUGAUUUAUUCAAUAUGUCACAAGCUCGAGGCGUUAGCCUCUACAUAGACCCAUUGGACGCUUAUAAGGAGCUCAAGAUGGAAGACAACAUCUACACACAAAUGCCAGAAGCUACCUAUGGAUGGAGCUGA